AUGGCUCCCAAGAUUGCUAUCGUCUACUACUCGAUGUACGGCCACAUCCAGAAGUUGGCCGAGGCCGAGAAGAAGGGCAUUGAGGCCGCCGGUGGCGAGGCCACCAUCCACCAGAUUGCUGAGACUCUCUCUGAGGAAGUUCUGGCCAAGAUGCACGCCCCACCAAAGUCCAGCUACCCCAUUAUUGAGCCCACCGACCUUCUGAACUACGAUGCCGUCCUGUUCGGUAUCCCCACCCGCUACGGUAACUUCCCCGCCCAGUGGAAGACCUUCUGGGACAAGACCGGCUCCAUCUGGGCCUCCGGUGGCUACUGGGGCAAGUAUGCCGGUGUCUUCGUUUCCACCGGUACCCUCGGCGGUGGCCAGGAGUCGACCGUCAUCGCCUCCAUGAGCACUCUCGCUCACCACGGCUUCAUCUACGUGCCUCUGGGCUACAAGACCACCUUCCCCCUUCUGGCCAAUCUCGAGGAGAUCCACGGUGGUAGCGCCUGGGGUGCUGGUACCUUCGCUGGUGCCGACGGUUCCCGUCAGCCCACUGCUCUCGAGCUCGAGAUUGCUGAGGCUCAGGGUAAGGCUUUCUACGAGACGGUUGCCAAGGUCAACCACCAUGCCGAGCCGAAGCCCGAGAACUCGGCCUCUACUGCAGGUGCGGCUGCCAGGACGACUGAGCAGCCCUCUCAGCAGCAGGAGGGCAACCAGGAAGUAGCAAAGAAGAAGGACAAUGAAGAAGGGCCAUGCGGCUUGCCCAAGAAGUGUAACAUUCUUUGA
This is a messenger RNA of Penicillium canariense, 768 nucleotides long. It is a transcript of the gene pst2, whose product is annotated as putative NADH-quinone oxidoreductase Pst2. Lineage: Eukaryota; Fungi; Ascomycota; Eurotiomycetes; Eurotiales; Aspergillaceae. Gene Ontology annotation, molecular function: FMN binding; NAD(P)H dehydrogenase (quinone) activity. Bases 1 to 768 code for a protein of 255 amino acids. The transcript has 5 exons. The record is from RefSeq and is a predicted model, not a curated record.